AGCUCGUUUAUUCAGUAACUUGUGAGCUUUUGUGCUGAUUUAUAUUGACACGACAACCAAAAAUGAAAAUAUUCGCUGUUAUAUUAGCUGUUUGCUUCGUGGGUGCUCUAGCCGAGCUCACUGAAGAACAGAAAGCUAAGCUCCGUGAAUUGAGAACAGCUUGUGUAACCGAAACUGGUGUUGAUGAGGCCAAUGUUGACUCAGCCAAGCAAGGCGUAUGGAAAAUGGACGACGUUAAACUUCGGUGUUUCUUCUUUUGCAUGAUGAAAAAAAUCAAAGUCAUGAAUGAGGAUGGAACUUUGAACGAAGAGAUGACUCGCAAGAGGAUGGCCAACGAUUUGCCAGCUGACAAAAUCGACGCUGUUAUGAUGAAAUGCAAAGACAUGAAGGGCGCUGACAUGUGCGAGACCGCCAUGAUGAUGAUGAAGUGUUACGCAGAAGAAAAAGCCUUCACUAAGAUUAUAACUGAAAAGAGCGCUUGAAUGAUUUAUUUUUUUUUCAUGUGACUACACGAUUCUGUCAAUGAAUUCAAAUGUAUAUCUUUAUUUUUUAUUUAUUUUAUAAGAUGUUAAUGGAUAAUAAAAAAGUAUCUCCCGACUUAAAA
Molecule: messenger RNA, 604 nt
Organism: Microplitis demolitor
Lineage: Eukaryota; Metazoa; Arthropoda; Insecta; Hymenoptera; Braconidae
Product: general odorant-binding protein 56d
Exons: 5
Coding region: 63-482 (139 amino acids)
Biological process (GO): sensory perception of smell
Molecular function (GO): odorant binding
Source: RefSeq, a predicted model, not a curated record